AUGCCACACGCCGAACCCUCCUCCAUCGAGCCACCCUCGCUCAUCAUUGUGACCGGGGCGAAUGGCUUCAUCGCGUCGCACACGAUCCAGCAGCUCCUGCGCGCGGGAUAUCGCGUCGUCGGGACGGUACGCAGCGCAAGCAAAGCGGACGUCGUCCAGAAGACACACGCGCAACUGUCGCCCAAGGCAGCGCACCUGCUGUCCACCGCCGUCGUCCCCGAUAUCGCCGACCCAGACGCAUAUAUCGACCUGUUCAAGUCCACGUCGCCCGCCGCCGUCAUCCAUUUGGCCAGCCCCUUCUCCUACAGUGUCACCGACUUCGAACGCGACAUGCUCCAACCGGCCGUCAAGGGCACGGAGGCGGUCCUGAGAGCGGCCGCUGCGACCCCGUCAGUGCGUCGAGUCGUCCACACAAACAGCUUUGCAUGUGUCUACGACGCCAGCCUCGGGCCACGACCGGGAUACACAUACACGGCCAAGGAUUGGACUCCGUUGACUUACGAGGACGGCAUCUCGGCCCCGAAUGCGCCCGUCGCUUACCGCGCGAGCAAAGCCGUGGCCGAGCAGACGGCAUGGUCGUUUCUCAAGACCCACCAAUGCGACUUCGAUCUCGCCAGCCUGUGUCCGGCCAUGGUGUUCGGCCCUUUUCUCGACACCGAGUACUCGUUCCCUUCCAGCCUGGCGGAGUUGAACACGUCCAACAGAUUGGUCUGGGACGUGGUGUCGGCCGGGGAGCAGGGGACUGUCCCGCCGACCAAGGGCCCCGUGUGGAUCGACGUGCGGGAUGUGGCGGAAGCACAUGUGCAAGCGCUGGUCAUGCCUUCUCUGGGUGGGCAACGGUUGUUGCUCGCGAAAGGCAUCUACUGCAGUCAGGAGAUUGCAGACGUGGCGCGGGCCGUGGUCCCGAAACACAGAGAUAGGAUCCCCGUGGGCACGCCCGGUCAGAGAGAGGCCGGCUCUCAUUUCGCCAUCGACGCAACUCAGGAAGAAUCCAUGUUGGGCCAGCAGGGGAAAUGGAGGCGCUUGGAAGAGACUCUGGCGGACCUGGUGCCACAGCUGUACAGGGUCGAGGAGAAGGGGCAGGCGGCCUCAUGA
Messenger RNA from Capronia coronata CBS 617.96, 1095 nucleotides. RefSeq lists its product as uncharacterized. The record is from RefSeq and is a predicted model, not a curated record. Gene Ontology annotation, molecular function: oxidoreductase activity, acting on the CH-OH group of donors, NAD or NADP as acceptor. The coding region runs from base 1 to 1095 and encodes 364 amino acids. Lineage: Eukaryota; Fungi; Ascomycota; Eurotiomycetes; Chaetothyriales; Herpotrichiellaceae. The transcript has a single exon.